AUGGGGCAGCAGUUCAGCUGGGAGGAGGUGGAGACGUCUGGGGAGAUGGACGUGGCCGAGCUCCAGGAGUGGUACAAGAAGUUUGUGAUGGAGUGCCCCAGUGGCACCCUCUUCAUGCACGAGUUCAAACGCUUCUUCAAGGUCACAGACAAUGAGGAGGCCACCCAAUACGUAGAGGGCAUGUUCAGAGCCUUCGACAAGAAUGGGGACGACACCAUCGACUUCCUGGAGUACGUGGCGGCCCUGAACCUCGUGCUGAGGGGCUCCCUGGAGCACAAGCUGAAGUGGACCUUCAAGAUCUACGACAAGGACGGCAACGGCUGCAUCGACCGCCUGGAGCUCCUGGACAUCGUGGAGGCGAUUUACAAGCUGAAGAAGGCCUGCCGCAUCGAGACAGAGACAGAGCAGCAGGGCCAGAUGCUCACACCCGAGGAGGUCGUGGACAGGAUCUUCUACCUGGUGGAUGAAAUCGCGGACGGUCGGCUGUCCCUGAGUGAGUUCGUGGACGGUGCCCGUCGUGACAAGUGGGUGAUGAAGAUGCUGCAGAUGGACAUGAAUCCCAGUGGCUGGAUCACUCAGCAGAGACGGAAAAGUGCCAUGUUCUGAGGGGCCAGACCCUGGGAGGCCUGUGGCAGACUGCAGGCUCACCCAAGUUUUCAAAGUAGCAGGAGAGUCCCUGGGCCAGCCUGCUCCUGCCCACGCUUUCCCUGGUGCGGACUUGCUGGCACCCCCUGGGCAGGAGUGAGUGGGGCCAGGAAGGGCACAGUCCUUCCCUGGUGGGCAGGGGCCGAUGGGGCCAGUCUGCAGGGCUGACGGCGCUCAGCUGCCCCCACGGUGGCUCAGGGGAAAAUAUGCCUUGGCCAGGAGACUGUAGGGGCCCCUCCGAUUUCUAGGUGUUCUCAGUUGGAAGCAGGGGCCACCUGAGUAGCGGAGGCCCCAUAGACCAAAUCAGAAUGAGGACCCCACACUUACGGAGUGGAAGAGAGCAUGGAAGGAAGCAGGGCUGGGAGGUGUUGGAGCUGAAGAGAAGGUAGGAGUGGGGAUCCCGAGGAGGGCCCACAGGGAGGACCCUGCCCACCUCCUCCCCAGGCGUCCUCAUCAGGGGUGUUAACAAGGGAAGCUUCAGAAAAUAAGAUAGCAGGCUGUGGUCCUCCGCUGUAGAGGCUGCUGUGCUUAAAGGGGCUGCUUGAGCCCUGCCUGGUGCUGCCCUCCAGCCCUGCUCCCCCACCCUCUUCCCCACCCUCCAUCUUUAUCCACCCCUUCCACCUCUCCCCCACAUC
Messenger RNA from Marmota flaviventris (yellow-bellied marmot), 1280 nucleotides. It is a transcript of the gene Guca1b, whose product is annotated as guanylate cyclase activator 1B. Gene Ontology annotation, molecular function: calcium ion binding; calcium sensitive guanylate cyclase activator activity. Gene Ontology annotation, biological process: visual perception. Gene Ontology annotation, cellular component: photoreceptor inner segment; cone photoreceptor outer segment. The record is from RefSeq and is a predicted model, not a curated record. Lineage: Eukaryota; Metazoa; Chordata; Mammalia; Rodentia; Sciuridae.